AUGGCCCAAAACAAUGUGUCCAGUCUAAAUAGAUCUUAUCAAAAUCUCCUCCUACCAACAGAGGGUAGUUUGGAGGCCUACAUUUUACGUUUCCUCAAUAUCUCUGCCAACGCUUCGAUCUUACAUCUACUCAGGUCUGAAUUGACUGUACUUCAGGAAGCAAACCGUCUGCGCGAACCAGAACUCAUCGCUUUGAUUGCAGUGAAUACAACGUUGAUGAUCUUUGGAGCUGCUGGAGCGCUUAUUCUUAUAGCCGCUGUAGCCCGUAAACCACGAAUGCGAACUCCUCGAACACUGCUUACUGUCAACCUUGCUGUGUCUGAUUUGACACUCUGCCUAUUCACACAGCCAUUUAAUCUCAUUCGCACACUUCAUUGGCACUAUGAAUGGCGGUUCGGGGAGGUUAUGUGCAAAUUCACCUCCUUCGCUCAGGCUACCAACGUCUUUGUGGUGACUAUGAGCAUCACCGUCAUUGCGCUCGAAAGAUUCAAUGUAAGACUGACGUUUAGUCAAAUCAUUUCCCCUUCUCCUCCCAAAACGUCACAAAGUCGAAAAGGUUUUUUGUUUCUAAUUCCUCAUUUUUGA
This is a messenger RNA of Hydatigera taeniaeformis, 585 nucleotides long. Lineage: Eukaryota; Metazoa; Platyhelminthes; Cestoda; Cyclophyllidea; Taeniidae. The record is from the annotation of a GenBank genome assembly.